Messenger RNA from Panicum hallii, 2191 nucleotides. RefSeq names its product transcription factor bHLH30-like. The coding region runs from base 1193 to 2002 and encodes 269 amino acids. The transcript has 2 exons. Gene Ontology annotation, molecular function: DNA-binding transcription factor activity; protein dimerization activity. The record is from RefSeq and is a predicted model, not a curated record. Gene Ontology annotation, biological process: regulation of DNA-templated transcription. Lineage: Eukaryota; Viridiplantae; Streptophyta; Magnoliopsida; Poales; Poaceae.
CUCAAAUCAGACAAGAACACGCACAAGUUACAUAUAUUCUCCCUCGCUCUCAAACCCUUCCACUCACAACGAGCUAGAGCUGGUCAUCUUCCUCCUCCAGGCCAGGUUGUAGAGCAUUCGGAGAGCUCAAGUUUGCCUUGUCCUCUCCUCGCAGAGUAGAAGAAGCUCCUGAAAGCCGCGAGACCAAAACACCAACCACCACGAACCAAACCGAGAGGAGGAAGCUCAGAGGUCGACCGACCCUGAAGGCCUGAACUCAUCACCCGCACCUGCGUGGACGAGAAGAUGAUCCCGUUCACGAAGAUGAAACGCUCCCUCCACUAGAUGCUCUGCAGCGGGAGCUCGCCGAAGGCACCGAUGGAUCUGCAACGCGGGGGCGGGGCGCGGCGGUCCGGCACCGGCGGCGGCAAGGCGGAGUCGGAGCGGAGGAAGCUGCGGCGCGUCAGGCUCCCCUUCUGGUCCUGCCCCCCGAACCGGCCUCCAGGCACCUGAGCGCCCUGCUGCCUCGUGUCUCCCUCUCCCUCUCCAUCUCCCUCCUAUUUCCAAAGCGAUCUCCAAUUCUCCAUCCAGUUCUCCAACAAGUUCCUCGGUCUACUAGCCGCUCCCGCUCUGGAACGACGGCAUGGCUCUGCUUUUCGUGUGAUCUCGUCGCGAGCCUGUUCCCACGGUCCCUGCCGUGCCGGGGCGGCGGCCUCGGGAGGAGGGCUCGUGUCCGGGCCGUGUCCUCGGGAACCAGGGCGUUGGUGCUGCCGCCGCUUGCCUUGCCUUGCCCCCCUGUCAGUCUCGCCGCCGUUCCUUGCCGGAGCUUGCGGGGCCUUGGGGAACAGGGGUGCUUGGACUUGGCUCCCUCCGAUCCUGUCGCGUGUUCUUGGCUCUUGUGACCGCAAGUUCUUGGGUGCGAGAGCUGUCUUGUCCCUGCUGAUCCCUUGGGACAAGCAACUGCUCUUGCAGUGCCUUGUUGGGAUUGCGAGGAAACAGGAGCCUUGGGGGCCUUGAUCUUUAUAUCCUGAUCCUGAUCGCCUUCUCCUGUGGCGUGUCAGCUCAAGAAGCUGUGCUCUCUGACUUCUGAGCUCCUGGCACUGCAUUUUUCUUCGCCGGCAAAAGUCGGUCCAGAGCUGCAGCUGCACUGUUAUGUUCUUGUGCCCCGUGGCCGUGGAUCGUCGUCGUCAUCCUGGAAGCUUUUCACGACGGCAUGGGCUCUGUACCCUUUAGUGACACGGAGCUCUUCGACGGGUUCUACGGUGGUUUCGGCGGCGGCGGCGGCUGUGGCCAUGGAUAUGAUGAGUAUGGACUUGGCCAGCUGGGCGCGUCGACGUCGCCUGUCCUUGCGGACGGCGGAACGGAGGAGGCGGACGGCGCUGCUGCCUCCACGGAGCUGCUGGAGGCGCCGAAGCGGAAGGGAGACCGCCGGUCCGAGAAGGCGGCGAUGGCGCUCAAGAGCCACAGCGAGGCGGAGCGGCGGCGGCGGGAGAGGAUCAACGCGCACCUCGCCACGCUCCGGACCAUGGUGCCCUGCACCGACAAGAUGGACAAGGCCGCGCUCCUCGCCGAAGUAAUAACGCACGUGAAGAAGCUCAAGACCAGCGCGGCGCGCAUCAGGAGCCACUGCGCCGUCCCGGCCGACGCGGACGACGUCGCCGUCGAGCUGGUGUCCCCGGACGCGGCGUCACCGCCACCGUCCCACGGCGGCGGCCUCCUCGUGAAGGCGACGCUCAGCUGCGACGACGGCGCCGACGUCUUCGCGGACGUCAGGAGCGCGCUGCGGCCGCUGAGGCUGAGGGUCGUCGGGUCCGAGGUCACCACGCUGGGCGGCCGCGUCCGCUUGACCUUCCUCAUCUCGCCGCCGCCGGGCGACGACGCGGGGCUCGCCGAGUCCGUGCGCCAGGCGCUCCAGUCAGUGCUCGACAAGGCCAACUCCGCGCUCGAGUUCGCGCCGAGGGCGUCGCUCCUGAACAAGCGCCGGAGGGUCUCCACGUUCGAGUCGUCAAGCUCCUCUUCUUGACGGCUUGCAGUGCUUAACAGGCGUCACGUAGUUAGUACUACUCCAAACUGAAGUGGUUUCUCAAAUUAACUUGGGUUUGCAGUGCUUGUGUAAUUUGAUUUGAUUUACUUUGUAAGAGCAUCACAAGAGAGAGACUGCUUAAUUGUGUUGGUAUGGUAGGACUGAUUAAUAACGACGCUCAUUUUCAAA